AUGGGUCCCAUAGUUUUGGAGUCUAUAUUAUUGGAGUCGAAGGAACAACAUCAGUGUCAUCCUAUUUCAACCAAGUCUGGGGUUUUGAAAUUGCAUAUUGUCGAGAUUACCCCUGAGCACGAGCCACCAUUGUUAGAAGAAGUGGAAGAAGAAAAGCUGGUUGAGAUCGAGAGUAUUGAAGUAGAAAACAAUGGGUCCCAUUCCGAUUUCAAAAUCAGUUAUUCCCGAACCCACAUCGGAAUCGACCCAGAUGCUCAUAUCGACUUACACGAGAUCGGAAUGGAAUUGUGUUCCAAAGCUUUGGAAGAAACCGUAACAAAUGAAGAAGCUCAAACUCUAUUCGACAAAGCGGAUUCAAAGUUCCAAGAAGUGGUGGCUUCAAAGUUCCAAGAAGAUGCUCUGCUGUAA
Molecule: messenger RNA, 408 nt
Organism: Lactuca saligna
Lineage: Eukaryota; Viridiplantae; Streptophyta; Magnoliopsida; Asterales; Asteraceae
Source: the annotation of a GenBank genome assembly